GCACUUCAGCUGCGCUCCUAUUGGAGUGUAAACAAUAAGGAACUAUUUUCAAAAUCAGGCGUUCAGCUGUUAGCAGCUGUGGAUAUGGGUGGAUUCAGGGGCCUCGGCUGUGACUUUCUGCGGCGGAGGAAGAGAAAUGGUAGCAGCCGACGCUGGGCGAUAAAGAGCAAGAAGCCACUUGGGGCUUCUGCAGUACCAACGGCCCCUGUUCCAGACAACAAAACAAAGGUGGACAUUAUGGAGGAGACAAGUGUUCAAGCCACUAAACAACUGUCUUCAACACUAAGUAUUAGAGCUAUGUUUUCUGCAGUUGGAAGUGUUAUGCAAAAAUGCAGAAAGACAAUUAAUCAAGUCUCUUGUGGAUUCCUGAAUGUCUUCCUCUUCUGGAGGGGCUAUGCAGAAAGAGUGGAAUCCCUUCACCAAAAAGUAGAGGAGCUGCAAAGGGAAAUAUCACACUUGCAAUCCACGUUGAAGCUGUCUCAAGAAGCCAAGAGUGCAGGCGGUCAUUGUGAAAUGCCUGAUGGUGUUCAGCACUCUACACCUCCGACUCUCUCCCUUCCUCCUCCUCCUCCUCCUCCUCCACCACCACCGCCACCUCCUCCUCAAAUUCUGUUGACACUUGCAGCUCCUAAAGUGUCCUUAAUUCCCAAAAAAACUGCACAAACUAGCUCUCUGAAGGAGAAGCAAAAUGGCCCUGUUGCUGUGACUCUUCGAGAUAUUCAAGCAGUGCGAUUAAGAAAAGUGACUGUAGGUCAAAAAACUCAGAUGACUCCAGAGAGAAGAUCACCACUGGUCACACUUGCAGACUUGCAGAAAGUCCGUUUACGACGCUCCAAUUCUAACCUCCCCUUAAAGUUUAGGUCAAGCCUUGGCAGGACACCAACCAAAAAUUCCAUGAAUCUUCGGGUACAGCUCCGAAAAGUCAACUUGAUGAGGAGUCCUGGUGGCACACCGCUGUGUAACAAAGAGAAUGAGGUGAUUGAUUUAAGCCUGGAUCCAAGCCCGACCAAAGGGUUAGGAAACAAGCAUCUGAGUGCUAUAACAAAAGGACUAUCACCAAUCAAGUCUUUCUAAAGAAAGAAACAGACCAUUUUAUUGUUAUUGUACAUUGUGUUUUGCAUGGCCUUUUGUUAAUAGUCUUGUGCUUUUGCUUGUUUUUACAUGUUUACUGUGACUGCUAAUAGCUUCUACUGGUUCUCAUACUGUCAUGUUACUAUAACUAUUUUAGUGACGGGAUAGUAUUUUAUGUUACUUGCUGCUAUGUUAUACUUGUUGCCUGUGAAAUGUGCUUCUUGCUCCUUUUAUAUCAGAACACCCUUUUUUCUGUUUACAAGCAUAAAGAACAACAAAUGCACACUGUAUGAAAAUGUAAUAUGCAUGAGUAUUCUUUGUAUAAUUAGUAGAACUGUGUAAUUAAAUAUGCAGUUCAGUGUCACUGUUGCUGAAUAUGAUUGUGGAAUGUGUGAACUGACUCGACUGUAAAAUAUAGCACUUCAUACUGUGGUGAAGUUUGUACAGAGGUGAGACAAGUCAGUUAUUGAUCCAUAAAUUCAAUACGCCAUUGAUGUCUUAUGUGUGCGGUAAAACUUGAAGCACAACUCAAUGUUUUAUUUCUGUUUUACUGUUUGUUUACAGGUAGUCUUUGAGUGUUACACCAAAGUGAUUUUUCCAUGUCUUAAUGUUUUAUUUUAAGGGUCUUUUGCAAUAUUUUUCUCAAGCCACUUUUAUUUGUAUGUAAAAAAUAUUGCAAUGAAUGCAAAACGUUUAAUAAAUACUGGACCUACACAAA
Molecule: messenger RNA, 1789 nt
Organism: Ctenopharyngodon idella (grass carp)
Lineage: Eukaryota; Metazoa; Chordata; Actinopteri; Cypriniformes; Xenocyprididae
Gene: prr11
Product: proline rich 11
Exons: 10
Coding region: 85-1074 (329 amino acids)
Cellular component (GO): cytoplasm; nucleus
Source: RefSeq, a predicted model, not a curated record